Molecule: messenger RNA, 1397 nt
Organism: Gamsiella multidivaricata
Lineage: Eukaryota; Fungi; Mortierellomycota; Mortierellomycetes; Mortierellales; Mortierellaceae
Exons: 1
Coding region: 344-1318 (324 amino acids)
Source: RefSeq, a predicted model, not a curated record
AUUCCCUCCAUCACCUCACCCUUCCGUCCCUCCGUCGUUCAUCCUCUCCUUCUCCCUCUCUCCCCUCUUCCCCUUUCCUCCCCCUUCCCUUUACUGCAUCGCGCGGCGUCUGCUCCUCCUGUCUAUCUGUCUCCUUUUGACUGGCAUCUGCACUCUUAGUCCGACACCCGUCUCAUGAACCUUUAAUAUAUCCUCGUUCCUGAAUCUCACACCUCGCAGGUCUCGUCGCCUCUGGUCCUGGCUCCUCCUUCCCAAUCCCCGCAUCCCCUCUCUCCCAUCACAAUCCCUCUUUUCACUCUCUUCUCAUUCACUCUAAUUGUCCCAGCAUUCGGAUUCGGAAGCCAUGUUCAGCAAGACCAGCAAACGCAUCUCACUCAACCCUAUCGACAACCGGCAGUAUGAGGGCGAUACAACCCCCAUCAUGACCGACUAUAUACCCCCGACCACACCCACAACCCCUACAACCCCAAACGCACCCAGAUCGAUACACAAUGGACACCAGGGGCACCGGGGGAAUGGCGGAUACAGUAAUGGAGGAGGUGGUGGUGGUGGUGGGAGGACGAUGAAAUCGGCGCCGAUUCAGCUCCCAGGAAACAGUGGUAGCAGUGCUCACAGUGGCACCAGUUACAGCAGUGGCGGAAGAACUCGAGGACAACCGCCGACAUCUCCACGCUAUGAUGGGUUUGGUCAAAGCGGCAGCGGCGGUGGCCAAGGCGGUGGAAAUGGCGGUGGCAAUGGCGCUCGAAGGAACAAUACGUACCACGCGAGCAGUAACCAGCACCACCUGCAGCAUCAGCAGCAGCGCCAUAACACGACCCGCCACGGCGGCGGCGAUCGUCCUAGGCAACAACAACAACAGCAGCAGAUGACUUAUCAUUCCUCUCGCAGCCAGCCGGACCUGCAUAGCGGAUACCAGCCUACGCCGCAAAUGUACUCGCCCACAUCCCCGUCGUUCCAUAACCAGUACCCGCCACCAUCCCCCGGCUCACCCUUGCCGCCGUAUGUUGAGAGGCCGGUGAUGACACCGCCACCGCCGAGUUAUUCACCUUCCUCACGGGACGUUGGAGGCGGAGGAAGCGGUCGAGGAGUGCCUGCACGAUCGGUGAGCAAUGAUCCGGAGCUGGCGAUGUACGAGAGCAGUGCGUACUACACCAACCGUAACCGUAAGCAGCAACAACAACAGCAAUUGAUGCAGCAACGGCGGAGGCAGCAGCAGGAGCAGGAAGAGAAAGGAGAGUGUUGCUCGUGCUUAAAGGAUAUAGGAGAAUUUUGUCCGUGCCUGUGUUUCUGUUGUCUCUUUGGAGCCGUUGCCGUAUAGGAAUGUUCAUUGUGUUUGUCUUCUUUUUUUUCUUUUUUUUUUUCUCCUUUUCCUUUUUCCUUUUCCUUUUUCCUUUUCC